AUGGAGAAGAUGUUAUCGGGAGAGCCGUACAACUCAUGGGACCCGCCGCUAGUGGAGCUGCGACAGCUCGCGACGCAGCGAACGUCGGCGCUGAACGCGACGCCGGCGGGCGAGGUGGAGAAGCGACGAAAGAUGUCGUACGAGCUGCUGGGCGAGGCGGGCGAAAACCUCUUCAUUACGUCGCCCUUCCUCUGCGACUAUGGCUGCCACAUCACCGUGGGCCGUAAUGUGUACAUGAACUUUGGGUGCGUGCUGCUGGACUGCAACCGCAUCACCAUCGGUGACGACGUCCUCUUCGGCCCCUACGUGCAGCUCUACACUGCAGCGCACCCCACGCACCCCACAACGCGCCUCACGGGAGUUGAAACCGCGCACGCCAUCACCAUAGGCUCCAAUAAGACCAUUCGUGAGGAGAAGAAGACUCCGUUACCCAUUCCUCCUCUCUAUGCGGACGCUCACCGUAUUCUGCUCUUCGCGGCCGUCUGCCGUCGCUGGCGCGGUCUCACUCAGCGUUGCGUCUCCGCGCUUCUCGUCCGAGAGAAUCUCGUCGUGUCUCGCCAGGCUCUCGCGAGUGCGGUCGCUGCCUUACCGAACCUGACCCAUCUUCACCUGUGCGACGGCAGCGUGGAGACUCUCGACGACGCCUUCCUCGCUCACCUCGCGUCGUCAUGUCCCAACCUCGCCAUCCUCCACGUCGGAAGCAGAAUUGCGCCUGUGAAGUGUAAAGAUCAUUAUGCCGGUAAAUGCGAGAAGGACGCGCUACCUAUAACAACCGCUGGCCUGGAUUUCUUUUUCCGGCACUGCACUCGGCUAGAGCAGCUUUCACUUUACUGCCUCGACCGUUGUGCCAAAUUCCCCGCUUCCUUCUUUCAGCUGCCGCAUCUGCACACUCUCGCGCUCACAAAUGCUUCACCGCUCGAAACUCCCAAAUUUGCUAAGCUUACGUCGCUCACCAGCCUGCACCUUGCCUCCAGAUAUCUCUUAAAACGAGUGGAAAACAUCGUUCGCCUCUCACGCAUCACCACCUUCUCAAGCUCAGAUGAAGCCGUAGCAUUUCACCGCGAUUCCCUGGUCUCUGCAGACGUCGACAUGGCACAGCUGCCUCUGCUCAAGCCGUCUUCCCUGGUGUUUGCCUACUUCGACACCACGCAGCUGGCUCUGCUUAAGUCCUACCACGUGGCUGAUCUGCCAGACGUCUCCGUGCUGCCUUGGCUGAGAAAGCUUUGCUUAAAGCUGGUUGGUGGGGAGGAGAGAAUGGCUGUUGGCAGCAGCUUGGCGCGCGUGAAGCAGCUGGAGCUGGCGCUGCAGGAGGAGGCUGUGGAGCUGCCCUUCUCCCUUGCGCUGCUCCCCCAGCUGCACACGCUGGUCAUGUGGAACGCGGGGAAGAUGCUGCGGCUUCCAAGCGACAUGGGAUGGGCUGUGCCGCAGCUGAGGGUUCUGCAGAUCCACUGUGCGCGGGAAUUGAGGGAGCUGCCGGACAGCAUUGGCGCUGCAUCCCGCCUGCGCCAGCUGCACCUCUUUGACUGCCCCGCUCUGCACCACCUGCCCGCUUCCCUCACCCAGCUUGCAUGCCUGCACCAACUGCAUGUGGAGAACACCGGCCUGCGCUGCCUUCCUUCCGGGUUUGCGCAACUGACCAGGCUGCGCAGUCUUAGUGUGCGUGGUUGUUUGCAGUUGGCGGGUCUGCCAGAGGAUCUCACGGAGCUGAAGAUGCUGCGAUUAUUGAAUAUUGGAAGUUGCAAGAAUGUGUGCCCUGGGUGGAACGAAGUUCUGGAGCCUCGUGGGCUCGAAGAUAUGUACGGGUUGAAAAUAGACCUUUAUUAA
Messenger RNA from Closterium sp. Naga37s-1, 1824 nucleotides. NCBI's taxonomy places the organism in Eukaryota, Viridiplantae, Streptophyta, Zygnematophyceae, Desmidiales, Closteriaceae. The record is from the annotation of a GenBank genome assembly.